Coregonus sp. 'balchen' is the source of this 11892-nucleotide messenger RNA. NCBI's taxonomy places the organism in Eukaryota, Metazoa, Chordata, Actinopteri, Salmoniformes, Salmonidae. The record is from the annotation of a GenBank genome assembly.
AUGAGGGAGGAGAGAGUGGAGCAAUAUAAAAAGAAAAGGAAGAAAAAACUGAAGAGGGAUGAAAAUCCCAUUGUGAGAGAGUGGCGGUGGGAUUACAAUGAAUUGUAUUGGUUGGAAGCGGAGCAGCAUGGUGUCAUUGUUUAGUUUAUUCAGACCAUUAUUGCCAGAGCUGCAGUCUUAAGUAGCCAUUGAUUCUUAUUUAGGAGUACCCAGUCACGAUUAAGAGGGUCGUAAAUGUGGAUUUAAAACAGGGAUCCUCUGCGAUAACUCUCCCUCUCUCCAUCUACCUCUAUUUCUCUCUCACCCUUUCCUUUCUCUUUCGUUCCCUCUGCUCGUCUUCAGGGCCUCUCUUCUUCUGACUCACUAUAUCUUUUCUCUAUCUCCGUCAGUAUGUUGAUAUACUUUCUUGUUCUGAAAUGUUACUACCAAUCAUCACUACUCACACAUGGUUCACUUCCUGUCCGUCACCAUUCCCACUGUCUCCUGCAGCCUGUCGUCGUCUUCAUAAUAUACAUGAGAAAACAAGAGGACAGGUUAAUAUUAAGUCACCAUCAUCUUUAUACAUCAAUGAGACACAGUGUAUGGUUUCUGUAUUCUUUGGAUAGAAAAUAAAUAUAAGACUAGUUAAUGUGGAAAUUGAUGUAAAAGGCACACCAAAAGCAUUGCAGAUCCAGACACAUUCUUUUCUCAAAGAUUAUAAUCAGUAAAACACUAACCAACACAUGAUGAUACAAUCUCAGGUUUGCUGUUUGGUGUUUGAGACAAUAUCUGAAAGACCAUUCCCUUAGUUAAAUUCCGGAUCAAGUUGAAGCAGACAUGUGUUUGAUCCAAUGGCAGUGUUCUUUGGUUGUUAAUUACCACUGACUUCAUUUUUUCAUUAUGCGUUCCAAAAAAAGAAAGACAAAAUAAAUGAAAAGGGAUUUGAUUGGAAAAAAACGACUUUUCUCUCUAUCUCUCCCACCCCCCUCUCUCUUUCACCCUGCACUAACUGCCUUUGUGUGCCCUGACUGUGGCUGCAUAUUGAGGAAAUGAGCGGUGGCAGUGGGAGAGAAUAGAUAUUAAUUAAGCAGGGAUUCAGCAUUGACUCUGCCUUGUACAUAAGACAAAAGGUUAAGUAAAUGCCAGGGCUGCAGUGUCACUUCCACCAAUGAGUAUUAGCUUAGGAAUCACUAAUGUCUGCAGAGAAAACCCAGUCCAAUUGGACUCCUGAUUGCCAACCAGUGUGGGGGCCAGGGCUAUUUCAUUUCAAUCUGUGGCUAAAUUAGGUGGCUACGUCAGGUUAAAACACACAAUUAUCUGAGCUAGGAGGGGCACAGGGGGACUGGGACUUGGAACGCAGUGUGGGAUUAAGAUCGAACUCGCCAGCAAGGAAGAUCAACUUUUUCAGUGGACUGCUGACAAAUCAGAGAGGAGUAUCCCUAGAGCAUGGACCCUUAAGCCUCACCCUGCUCUGUUAACCUGCAUUGUCUGUAGGUAAUCGGGAAGAAACCCACAAAUAUACACAUACUCCUCUGGGUGGGGAAUUGGCCAAAAUGGGAUAGAAGAGAGACUGGUGUGUAUUGAGAAUAAUAUUUGAUCUAUUUGGUGGUGAAUAUGAAUAUGAAAAUGUAACAGCUGCAGCUGGAUUCAGUGCCACAACUAUUAAAAAAGUGAAUGAUCCCAUCGACUUAAAUACUUCAAUAGACUAGUUAGGCAGCAAUGUUGUUAACAUGUGACCAGUCACUUGCAUUUUACAUUAUAAGUCCACAGUUCCUGUCCUCAACGACAUUAAAGGCCCAGUGCAGUCAAGAUUGUGAUUUUCCUGUGUUUUAUAUAUACUGUACCUCCACACUAUGAGGUUGGAAUAAUACUGUGAAAUUGGGAAAAUUAUGAUUAUGCCCUUUUAGUGUAAGAGCUGUUUGAAAGGACUACCUGAAAUUUAAGUCUGUUUUGGUGGGAUAGAGUUUUGGCCUGCCUGGUGACAUCACCAGGCGGUGAAUUGGUUAAUAGACCAAUAAGAAAGAGAGUUCCAAGCCUCUCUGCCAAAAACAGAUAGUUUUUAGUUUUCCCCUCCCCAUUCCCAGACAGUCUUAGCAAAAUUAUUUCUUGAGAAAUUGCUCUUUGCUAAGAAGCUAUUUUUGUUUGUUGUUCACCAUUUUAAUUUAAAACAAUCACAGUGAGGUACUUAAUUGUUACCCAGAAAUGAUUUGAUAUUGAGAAGGAAAAAAAUUGCUGCAUUUGAUCUUUAACAAAAAAAAUACUAAUUCUGCAAGUGCACAAAAACUUGCCCAUGGUCAAGAAAUAGUUGAUAGACCAAAAAAUAAUUUUUUAAAAAUAAGUAAACAAGUGAGGCAGGGAGACUAAAUAUAGGCCUCUUUGUAUUGAGAGAAAUUGCAGAAGCGUUUGAGCAUCGCUGAGGAGCCGUUUGGAACAUAUGGCGUUUUAAUUCCUGUUUGUCUCAUCUGGAUAACUCCGGCCCUGAGAUUCUCGCACCCACCAUCAGAGAAAAUCGUCAGAACUGGAAUACUUAAGAACAAAGGGCUUAAAUGUCUACCCUAAUGGGUUGUAUUCACAAUUUCCCCCCUGCAAAAUUAUUAAACCGAGAGCUGCUGCGUUCAUUAGUGAUGUAUUUUAUUUUCAUGAAAUGUUAUCCUCCCCUUCUCCUUCGCUUAUUUUGUGUUGAUUUCCCAGUUAGAGACACACUGAGUGGAGUCCUCAAGAAGACACAGCCCUGUCAACAAUCACACACACACCUUCUCUCACAUCUGACACUCAGCAGAACACUGCUAUGUGAAUAGGUUUGUGGCUGUUCAUUUUUAAUCGUGCACGCCUUUUGUACUGGUUGACAGCUAGCGAAAAAUGACUAAUAAGUCCAGUGCUGCUGCUAUCCAGCUGUGCUGAAGCCUUUCUGAAGACAGAAACACAGAAACACACACACACAAUGAUGAAAACAUACUGACACACACACCUACCCCCCCCCCCCCCCCCCCCCCUCCCCCCAACCCCAACCCCAAGUCCCCAACACACACACACAGACAAACACACAGUCUAAUCAUCCCCACUGUCUCGCACUCCGCUGGUAGUCACCAGAACACCACCCAGCCAUCAUGGACCAAUUAACUGGUCAUAUUUCUGUCUUCAAGUCUAGGCUACUGUAGCUGAAUGGACAGCACUGGAGUAGCAGCCUACUGUUCACGUACUGUACCUCAAGAUGGCAGUUAAUUUGUUGCAUUGACUCCGUGCUGGUCAUUGUGAAAAAUGCAAAAUUAUUGCAUGCUUUUUUCAGCCUUUUUCCUGCAUAUUUGGCCAGCUUUAUCUAGGAUCUCUAGUGGCACAGCUAGCACUGCGAUGCAGUGCCUUAGACCACUGCGCCACUCGGGAGACUGUCAUGACAUUGUCUUGCUGAAACAGGAAAGGGGGUCCCCAAACUGUUCCCACAAAGUUGGAAGCACAGAAUCGUCUAGAAUGUCAUUGUAUGCUGUAACGUAAACAUUUCCCUUCACUGGAUCUAAGGCCUAGCCCGAACAAUGAAAACAGCCCCAGACCAUUAUUCCUCCUCAACCAAACUUUACAGUUAGCACUAUGCAUUCGGGCAGGUAGCAUUUUCAUGGCAUCCGCCAAACCCAGAUUCGUCCUUCGGACUGCCAGAUGGUGAAGCGUGAUUCAUCACUCCAGAGAACGUGUUUCCACUGCUCCAGAGUCCAAUGGUGGCGAGCUUUACACCACUCCAGCCGAUGCUUGGCAUUGCGCAUGGUGAUCUUAGGCUUGUGUGUGGCUGCUCGGCCAUGGAAACCCAUUUCAUGAAGCUCCCGACGACGUUGCUUCCAGAGGCAGUUUUGAACUCGGAAGUGAAUGUUGCAACCGAGGACAGACAAUUUUUCCACAUUACGCGCUUCAACACUCGGCGGUCCCGUUCUCUGAGCUUGCGUGGCCUACCACUUCGCAGCUGAGCCGUUGCUCCUAGACAUUUCCACUUCACAAUAACAACAUUUACAGUUGACCAGGGAAUCUCUAGCAGGGCAGAAGUUUGACAAACUGAUUUGUUGGAAAGGUGGCAUCCUAUGACGGUGGUUAAAAGGCACUGAGCUCUUCAGUAAGGGCCAUUCUACUGCCAAUGUUUGUCUAUGGAGAUUUCAUGGCUGUGUGCUCGAUUUUAUACACCUGUCAGCAACGGGUGUGGCUGAAAUAGCUGAAUCCACUAAUUUGAAGGGGUGUCCACAUGCUUUUGUAUAUAGUGUAUAUCUCUUCUCCCUAUAGAGCAUUAUAUGUGUGUAAUUGUAUAGUAAAACAUGGUCAGUGCUGACCCAUAUGGAGCUAUCUGUAUCAUGAGGAGACCACAUAAAUCAGUUGAGUUGCCAGGUAACAUGAAAAACGAACAUCCCUGCUAUACUAGCGGGGUCUGUGGAGCCAUGUGUCAGUAAAGACCACUCUAUGUAAUUUGAUGAGGUGCUGACUGACUGGUCUGACUAUAAGUCAAAAACGGGAGGCAUCUUAAUGUGCUGAGGACAGGGGUAUUAAACUGGGCUCGGACCAGGAGAAGUAAGAGCAGGGUGUGAAACUGUCAUGUCACUGCUCUUAGUAGUCUACCACUAUGAGUGACACGUUAAAAUGAUGUUACUGGACAGGAUGUGUAAAGAGACAAAGUGGCGCCAAGUAUAACACAGUUUAGAGAAACACACACAGACCUCGACCAAGAGUGACAGAGCCCCUUCCUCCCCCUCUAUCCACUCUUACACCCCCCUCACCAAAUACACAACAGGGACCCUCUGCUACACAGACCCUCUGCUAUAGUUUAAUGCCAAACAGAGAGACAGAGAAGGGGAGGGAGAGGGAGGGAACCCUCAUGCUGACAUCCAAUGCAGACUCAGAUGCCUCUGUAUUGCAGCAUAGCAAUACAUGCUGGAACAAUGACAAUACACUACUGCAGCUAAGUACGCCACCAUCAGGUAUAUACACAGAACUACAUACAAUACAAAGGUUAAGCUCGACAAUCAGGUCUGGAUUGAGUGUGUGUGUGUGUGUGUGUGUGUGUGUGUGUGUGUGUGUGUGUGUCUCUGUGUGUGUGUGUACAGAGCAUUCGGAAAGUAUUCAGACCCCUUGACAUUUUCCACAUUCUGUUACGUUACAGCCUUAUUCUAAAAUAAGGGCCUUGGUCAGAGCUCCAGAGUUCCUCUGUGGAGAUGGAAGAACCUUCCAGAAGGACAACCUUCUCUGCAGCACUCCACCAAUCAGGCCUUUAUGGUAGAGUGGCAAGACGGAAGCCACUCCUCAUGCAAAUGACAGCAUGCAUGGAGUUGUCAAACGGCACCUAAAGGACUCUCAGACCAUGAGAAACAAGAUUCUCUGGUCUGAUGAAACCAAGAUUGAACUCUUUGGCCUGAAUGCCAAGCGUCGCAUCUGGAGGAAUCCUGGCACCAUCCCUACGGUGAAGCAUGGUGGUGGCAUCAUCAUGCUGUGGGGAUGUUUUUCAGCGGCAGGGACUUGGAGACUAGUCAGGAUCGAGCUAAAGAUGAACGGAGCAAAGUACAGAGAGAUCCUUGAUGAAAACCUGCUCCAGAGUGCUCAGGACCUCAGAUUGGGGUGAAGGUUCACCUUCCAGCAGGACAACGACCCUAAGCACACAGCCAAGACAACGCAAGAGUGGCUUCGGGACAAGCCUCUGAAUGUCCUUGAGUGGCACAGCCAGAGACCGGACUUGAACCCGAUCUAACAUCGCUGGAGAGACCUGAAAAUAGCUGUGCUGCGACGCUCCCCAUCCAACCUGACAGAGCUUGAGAGGAUCUGCAGAGAAGAAUGGGAGAAACUCCCCAAAUACAGGUGUGCCAAGCUUGUAGCAUCAUACCCAAGAAGACUCGUGGCUGUAAUCACUGCCAAAGUUGCUUCACCAAAGUACUGAGUAAAGGGUCUAAAUACUAAUGUAAAUGUGAUAUUUCAGUUUUUUAUGUUUAAUACAUUUGCUAAAAAAUCAAAAACCAGUUUUUGGUUUGUCAUUUUUGCUUUGUGUGUAGAUUGAUGAGGAAAAAAAACAAUUUGAUCAAUUUUAGAAUAAGGCUGUAACAUAACAAAAUGUGGAGAAAGUGUGUGUGUGUGUGUGUGUGUGUAUUGGGGGCAUCACAGCUCUCUGACUUCAAACAAACUAACACAUAUCAAAAAAGCCGCUAUUUGUUUAUUCUGCGAGCACUAGCGUUACAUCACUUUUGAGUGGAGAUGUUUUUAGGUUAAAUACUGUGUUUAGGAUAAUGGGAAACUGGUCUGGGGUGGGCUAAGGGCUGGAUGGCAUUCUCCAACAGUCGAAUGGGAAACCUUUUUUAAAUAGGAAUUUGGACAGUGCAGCGCCGACUCCCGGACCCUCCCUGGAACAUGGGUGUCUGUGAUCAGGGUGGGUAUUUUAAGAAAAGCAGGGUCUGGAACCCUAAUCCUCCGACACCCAACAAAGCCCACUACCCAUCUGCCAGGCUCAGCCCCCUUCAGUUCAGUACAGCCCCAACAAGGUCCCAAGACAAUGCCUCUUCCAUUACCCCCAGGACAAAUAUCAAGACAGCAAUAUUUUCCUCUCGUACAUGCCUAACAUGGUGCACUCCUCCUGGGCUGAGAGAGAGAGGAGAGAGCGAGAGAGCGAGAGAGCGAGAGAGAGAAAGCGAGUGAUUAUUCUAAUUUACUACCUGAUGUAUAUCUAAAUGAAGUGACAUCAGAGUCAGGGGAUGGACACAACACAAUCACCUGGGGGCCCAGAUAGGAGGGCUACUCUCUACCAGAGUAAUUUGAGGCAUCUGAGUGAGUAACCCUAGCAACACCACAUGCAGCGGGGACUUCCAGAGGUAUUAUUUUGUUUUGUAUUACUUUUUGGGGAGAUUGAGGGGGGAGGAAGGGAAGGGGAAGGGGGAGGGGUUAGAAAGCAUGUCUCCAUAGGCUUCCUGACAAACAUUAUUCAACGGCAUUCCCAUCUGUGUGUUAGGACAUGGUUACAAUGACAUCAAAAUAACAACAUACUGUAUUUGAAUAGAAGUUAGUUGUGUAGGCCUACACUCUGACUAUUUUGAAUAAUAUAUAAUUUAUAUGUCGUUUCAGACCAUAUUUUAUGUGGAAUUUGUGGUAGGGUCAUACUGUAAUUGUUCAGAUGACAGUACAGAAUUGCAGAAUGUAAAGCAUGAAAGAAGUCUACUGAGUGUGUGUAUGAUGACUGGCAUAGUAUGGCCCCUGUUGACAGGCCAGCUGUGGUUCUAGGCUCUGUGCUUACAGCUGGGUCAUCCAUCAAGGUCUGCCUAACGAUAACACUAACCUGUGGUUGACCAGGGACAUGCAUGAGAAUUGACCCUAAAAUUUUGGUUGGCCUAAUACCCUAACACUCCUGUUGUUCACCCUUCACCUACCAAUAGACCCAACCCAACCUCAACCACACACAUUACAGGGACCAUAACUAACCCUAACCCUACCACAUUUAGCGUGGGCAACUAACCACUGAAUUGACAUAUUUCUUCGAUAAUGAUGUGAGCUCUAUCAUAAUGCAUCAUUAUAGUUGCUUCACUCCUCUCUUUAGUCUUCCACUUUGACCCAAGCGACCUAGACGGCAUUCCCAUUGCCUAUAGACCUAGAGAACCAAGCAUGUUCAUACUCAACGUUCCCCCCUACCUCCUCCAAGCCUCUUUCCCCUGUAGGCCUCCCCCUAAUUGUGAACCUCAGUGAGAGAGAGGAGGCUGAUGAAGACUGUUUGACACACUGCUGCAGGCAAAGGAAGGGAAAUUUGAUUGAACUUUGAUGAGAAUUAUAUUAAGGUCGCGUUCAUUUGAGGCUAUGAAAGUUUUCUGCAUGCGCUCAAUGUCAGAAGUGGUGUGUGUCUGUUCUACCGUUGGCCGUGAUUCCUCGUUAUACAUCUGGGAUGCACAUGGAAAUCAGGCAUUAGCUUUCAAACAUCGUUUCUUGAUGUAUCCUCUGAUUUCUAAGAAGUUGAUGUAAAGUAUACAUGUGUAAUGAAUAGGAUCCACUUUCUCAAACCAGAGCCUGGAGGUUCCAGGUACUCCUGGUUAUUCAAGAUCAGCAGCCCUUAGUCUAGGUAGACUCCAGAAAUAGUGAUGAGAUCACAGGAAUAAUAUCAAGUCCUUUCAUAGAAUAUAAAAACAUCAGUUAAUUAAAAUAGGUUGAGAUAAAAUAGUUUGACAAAAGGAUGAUGAGCAUUCCAUUAGGCAGUUGUGUUGGCAUUGGCAUGGUCGAGUGCGGGUGAGGAGGGUGGGGGAUAUUGCUGUGAGGAUGCCAUCUGGCAUUGGUGCUUUCCACUCGGCUCUGCCUGUUUCCUCUGUGCCGGAUCCAGAUCACUGCACACAUACUGGCUCAUAGACACACACACACACAUUUCGUCAGAGUGCACUAAUUGCAACCUGCGCUUGUCAAUCAAACGCUCUUGUUGCUAUCUUCUCAUCAUUAAAUUGUCUUAAUGGUUGAUCAUUUUCUCUAACCCUCCAAUUUAAUGUGUCACUAGGGACACCGUUUCUAUACACCAGAAUACAUAACUUAAAUGACAGAUAUUCAAAGUAUAGCCAAUGCAAUGCAAUGUAGGAUAUACUUUGCAUAUCAAGGCAGUAAGCAUCAAAACUGCAGUCAAACUCUUGGAUUUCAAUUCCCUUUUUUUUCUGCAAUGUCUACCGUGCACUACUGUGUACUGCUGUCAACACAAAUUAACAAACUUUAACAGUGUGAAUCUAGCAUUUCCCAACUGUCUUCAAUUUCCCCUCUUUCUUUCCUUCAAACUCCAAACUCAGCUGUGUUUUUAUAGGACGUUUGUUUUGUUUGUUUACAUGGACAGGUGUUGCAGAGGAAAGACAUCUAACCAACUACUGUAUCACCUUCAUUUAGUGGUGUAUUUUUGGCUUUUUUAUCUUUAAGCAGUCCAGGGUCCUACAAGACAAUAUGCUGGGUUUUGUUAUGCAUGUUUUGCAUGUGUAAUUCUGUAAAAUAAUAAUCAGAAAUGGACAUGACCGCACCUAUUUUGAAGAGAGCCUGCUACACACAAUAACAACUUUGGAAAUGGUUUCAGGGAAGUAACAUAUCUAUAUAAAGUAAUUCAUUUUUACAUAUUUAAAACCUGCUAUUUACCUUAUUUUGUGUACAGAACAGGUUGUGCAGCUUUCUAACCUAUCUCCAUGCUAAAACCUUCACUAAGUGCCAAGAUGUUGCCUCCUAUUUGUGAGACGAGGCCCUGGUUAGGUGUAAACGAAUGGGCAUAUUGAAUAACCUCUAGAGGAGAUAAUUUACUGUGCUGUCGUGCUGCUCACUUCAUCAUUGUGUCACUGAGUGUGAAGUGUGUGUCUUCAUCAUUGUGAAGAUGCAGAGAGCUGAGCGCUGUUAGGAUUAUAGACUGUUUCAGAUGGAGAUUUAAACCUAUUCCUAGCGUUCCUUUCUUCCUUCCUUCCUUCCUUCCUUCCUUCCUUCCUUCCUUCCUUCCUUCCUUCCUUCCUUCCUUCCUUCCUUCCUUCCUUCCUUCCUUUAAAUGCUUGAGCCACAAAAAUCCAACCACGAUUUUGUCCUAAAACGAGGUCAUGGCUAACAUCACUUAGCAUUCAUAAUCACACUCUCCCCACCAUAGUACUUCUAGAUGCUCUCCCCACCAUAGUACUUCUAGAUGUUUCCCAUGAAUAACUAUAAACACAUAACACGCAUCAAAAAUGUGCGUCAGCCGGGAAGAAAUCAAUUUGGGGAGUCUUCAGAAGCCCCACUUCAAGCAAGCUGGUGGGCGAGACAAAGCGGAGAUGGUAAUCGGUAAAGGUUGUGGUGUAAUGCUUUCUCUUUUAGCUUGGCCAGCACCUGAAGCCCAAGGCUUAAUUAGCACCAUAAGACAUACAUUACCAGACGAGACGCAAAUGCCAUCAAAUCACUAACAUCACUGCUCUAAUGGAUCUUAUCGCAAUCCUAUGUGAUGAGGUGUGAAUGAAGGAGUCAGGCGCAGGAGGUAAAACACCGAAGUCCAGAGUUUAUUCCGUUUACAUAAAUAAAACGCACCCAGUGUCAAAACGAAAUGUUCACAAGGGAAAUAUUCCACCUUGGCAAAUACAAAUGGAAGCGUAGCUCAACUGAGCUACUUGCUCUCACAAUGAAACAAUCACUCACAAAGACAAGGGGAACAGAGGGAACACUUAUACACAUACUAAUUAGGGGAAUGAGCACCAGGUGUGUGUGAUUGACAAGACAAGACAUGACAAGUGGAGUGAUGAGAAUGGGAUCGGCAGUAGCUAGUAAGCCGGUGACGACGAACGCCAAAACCUGCCCGAACAAGGAGGGGAGGCAGCCUCGGCGGAAGUCGUGACAUCCUAAUCAUCGCCAUCCUAUAAGGUGCUACACAGUCACUGGCGUAACACCCCCCUACUAAUGCAAGGGUUUUUCUUAAUUUUUACUAUUUUUUACAUUGUAGAAUAAUAGUGAAAUCAUCCAAACUAUGAAAUAGCACGCAUGGAAUCAUGUAGUAACCCAAAAAGUGUUAAACAAAUCAAAAUAUAUUUUAUAUUUGAGAUUCUUCAAAUAGCCACCCUUUGCCUUGAUGACAGCUUUGUACACUCUUGGCAUUGAUAACAUUUGUUAAUGGAUAAUCAUCUAUAUUCUUCUUUUAACAGAUGUCCCAUGCAAAGAAGGACAACACAAGGGUGAUCAAAGAAAAGAUGACCAAGAAAUUUGCACAUCGAAGACAGGAAGUCAUCAACCCGUGUCCCGGUGUUGAAUACAUGAAAGACAGAUGGCCUGCUCUGUUUGAAGCCCAAAAACACAAUACCAAGUGAAAUAUCUUUACUAUGACAAACCUCUUAUGAGCCUUGCUUGACUAUAUUUCAGUACUUGUCUUUCAGAUAAAUGAAGAAUUCCAGAGGCUCACCACAAACCAUCUUGAGCCAAGGUUUAUGGCCAUGUUGGACCAGGACGCCCCUAAGCUGCUGUCCUUAUUCCAUUCCAAGGGAGGAGCACUUGGACACAGAUUGCGGGUCAUGCUGGAUGUCCUACUCCAGGUAAAUAAUUCUCAGGACAAAAUUCACUUCUAUAUUUAGUUGGCUGAUGUUCUGUGCUGCAAUUUAAGCCAUAGGCCCUGCUCUGCUACCCAAGAAUUGUACGCCUUCUAGUAAUACAGGAUACUUGGAUCGGUGAAUGCAUAGAUUUCACUCCUUCACAUGCACAGAUUCAAUCCAAUGAAAACAGUGAUUUUAUUCUAUAUCAGGGUCAUGAUGUGAGAUCAGUGAGGAAUUUUUGUUCAGUGUUACUGAGCAAUGAGCAAUUAAUGGUACGUGGUUUGUGUUGAAUACCUAAUUUCAGAAGCCAUUGACAAGAGAUGUGGUUUUACGUUGCUAGAUUGACUACCUGGCUGAAGAUGGAGGUGACCUCAUUAAAGACUACCAUGUGGGGGCAAUAAAGCAUUUUCUGACCUGAAUAUUCUAUCACCUGUGUGUGUGUAUGUGUGUGUGUGUGUGUGUGUGUGUGUGUGUGUGUGUGUGUGUGUGACAAAGAGAAUGUUCACUGCAUUCUGAUAAUAAUAAGGGCAUCUUGUAAUCCAGCUUGAUUUAAAUUUGCAUGUAAAAUGUGUUCCCAAUAUUGAAAGAAUGUCAUUCUUUUUGUGUUCUUUUUUUAUAGGAAGUUGAAGGGGGUGAUGUCCUGCAGGAACUUGCGCAACAUGUAAUGAAAAUAUAUGUGAUCAAGAAGGAGGGUGCCAUGGCGAGUGAUGAUCCAGAGGAGAUAGGCAUCGUCCUAGAGGGUGUCUUGAUCACCGGUCUGGGCAAUGUCACACAGGCUUGUGCCAUUCUUCUUAGCAUGACAUAUGCUCUGAAUCUCAGCUACCCCAAAAAGCUGAAGUACACGUUCGAGGCAUUCCAGAAACUGUUUGUGCAGCUGGACUGCUCAAAGCUCACAGUCAAGAUGACAGCCCUCAAGAACAAAUUACUGUCUUAA